AAGCCUUCUACCAAAACCAAAAUUCUUGCAGCAAUUCCCGCAAACAUUGAAAACAUCGUUUUUCUGCAUUCACGUACAACAGGUUUAUCAGAGAAAAGUCAACAACUAAUUUGAGCAUUUAGAAAAAAAUUUGAAGAGAAGGGAAGAGUAUAUAAAAUACUCCUUUGUUUUUGCAGUUUGCCUGACAGCAUUGCCAACCGGACGAACAGUUUGACAGUUUGAUGCUUCAUAGUUGUUGGCUUCAGUUCUUAAAGGCGCUGUGUCACGAAACCGUUUACAAAAUUUCCAACUUUCGAAAAGGCCAUCAAACUGAGUGAAACUUUUAAGUUUAAAAAACUAACUGCUCAAAACAUUAGUAAAAGGUAUAUAAAACAAAGCAAAUACAAAAGGAAACACAGACAGACAAACUUGAAGAGGUUUGAAUCGGAUUGCGUUUGUGGUUUUUGAUAACUGGUUAGCCUAACAGCUUUUAAAAGUUCACCGCUUUGUAUAAUACCUGGGAGACGUAUUUGUUUGGCAGGCUGUGUUUUUGUCACUCACAGGUAACUUAUCAAGUUUCAUAGGGAAUAAGGACGCUAAAUGUGCAUUUACUGAUAUUUCAGUGAUAUCAUUUGUGGUCACGUGACUCAUUCGUGACAGUAUCUUGUCAAUUUGAUUCUUCCUGUCAACUGUAAUGCCUUCAGGCUCUGUUUUGCAAAUGUAGGUGAACCCUCCUGAAGCUGAAUUUCAAAUGACAAUAUCCAAGCUGAGAAAGAAAAAUAAAAUUUUGUCGUUGCUUGUUUACGUCCUCCAUAAAACGCGAAAUAAGACAAAAACGGGAAAGAAAUAAGACAAAAACGGGAAAGAAAUGUACAAAAAAGUGUGAUGCACGUGCGAAGUUGUUGUUUUGCUUAUUAAACCUAUUGUUUUUUUUACGUUCUCGUUGCUGUCCGCGUCGUUGGAUCUCAAAGUCCCUAUUAUCUUGACUAACGUGGUAGAAAAGCCGCCCCGCUUCCAUUUCUUAAGGAUCUUAAUUGACCCACGCCUUUUAAUACAACUGAGUCUGACUAUCCUGAAAGAAUCUUGAAGGAUUCGUUCUCUUCGAUUAAGAAACGAGAUUUAACCUCUGUGUUACUUACUGAUGUAAUAAGACUAAGGACACGAGGAAAGCACGAAGCGAAAAUAUAUUUGGUAAAUAUAGUUGACCAAUCACAACUUGCCGUACUAAGUAAAUAAUGGGGCGGUUUCUAGGAAAACGCAAACAACCGUGUUGCAUCACGGGUGGUCUUUUGAGUGCCCAGUUGCGAUCUUCUUUGACUGGGUAUAUUCUGGUUAUGAUUGCCUGUGGUCAAUCAAAUUUAAGAGUGACUUGAGUUUCUAUUGGUCGUUAUAGACCUAGAAUUGACAGACUGACAAGCGCUUUUACCCUCCUUAGAAGUAGGGUAGUGCAUAACAUCGUCUGUUUCAAUUUAACGCGUUCAGAGAUAUUUUGCGUCCACUUGAAGUGUCCCCUCAGCAGCAGCGGAGAAUUGUACCGACCUUGCAACAUGAAGAUCGUGUUUGGUCUCGCCUUUCUUCUUUGCCUUUCAGUCGAUAAGUUAUUAAUUUUAGUCUUGUUCAAUCUGUUUCUUCUUGUUUAGAUUAGGAAAUGAAAAUGCAAAGGAAAUUUGCUCUGUACGUAAUUUCGCGCCGUUCCCUUUGCUGGCGUUCUUUAUCUUCUUUCUUGGAUCAAGGGUUGUGGCUCGCCAUUUUGCUCACUUUCUUAUCUGCACGUUCCGGACAAACACCAAUGAUUUUCACUCUCAAUUUUUAACUUCAUUCGGAAAGUAACGUUUAAUAAGAGUUUAAUAAGCCAGUGUAAUAUUAGGCUAGAAAUAAACGCGAUUAUAGCCUCCAGGUUUUCGCAUUUUUGAGUAGAAUAAUUAAACACAUCUUUAACUGCUGUGUUGGAAAUUAUUUAGCACGGUAAUGCCUAACAAAGAGGGGGCGAUGUUGGCUAGGUAGCGUAACUUUGUCGAACUUCAGUUCGAUGAAUUUUACGAAAAGCAAGAAUCGAAUUAAAAUGCUUUCCAGUUCUGUAAGAUUCUUUAGUCGAUUCCCCAAACGCAGGUCCGAACGUCCGGUAAGAAACGUCAAAACAGGUAUAGCAAACAAAAAUACAGCUGUUUUGGUAUGAUUGGUCUCGUUUAUUGGGCGCAAGCAGGAUUAGGGCGGUUGUGCAAGAUGGAAGUACGUGUCACACCACUAACAAUCUCAAGUUGCACAUGCACUCAACAUUGAAAAUUUAAUAUAUUACAACUGCGAAAUGCAGAAAUAAAUGAAGAGAAGAUCAUCAAGCGUCGAGCUACUGCCGUGCUAAGCUGGCUCGACUGUAGCUCGACUGCAACACGACUUGGUACGACUUGGUUUCAGACGUCGAAUUUAACUCAGUCGAAUUCUCGGUUUUCACAUGACGUCACCAAAUUCAAACUAAGAAACUAUCGCUUCUUCUUAGUUUCUGCUUUCAUGUGAUAUUAGAGCACCUUAAAACCUUUAUACAAACAAAUUUGCAGUUCAAAAGAGUACUUUGUUUUGCGAUACAGGGCGCCUGAAUUUGCAGGCUUUUGCGUGACGCGGCAUUUAGCUGGCGGCCGGGAAAGCUCUAAUGUGGGUUAAAAACAUCGAGGAUUUUUGGACAUUUUGCUAUUUAAACAUUCCUUGUCUUAGAAUAAAUAUUACUUUAAUCUUUAUGAGCUCCUCAAGCGAAGAAUUCGCGCAUAAGUAGGAAAACUCAAAAACAGAUGUUUCUGUUGGUUUCCGGCGGCCAUAUUUGUGCCCCUGAAUGGACACAAACAUGGCGUCUCCAUACAAAGCUUUAUAAAUUUGGGUAAAACGUUUUUCCGAAUAUCUCGCACACGAACUAUUGCAUUGACCUGAUUCUUGGCAUGGCUUUUCGAAUAUUUAUCUUCUUUCAUUUCCCAGAUUCUAGACUUACCGUAUUAAAAUAUUUCCAUUUUUAUUUCUGCUUUCUCACGUCAGUGAAAACCGAGAAUAGAACGGCUGUUGCUGAAAACAAAACACAAAAAUAAAGAAACGCCUUAGCAAACUUUUGAAUGUAUUCUAAAGUAUUUAUAAAUUAUGAAUUGAGUUCAGCACGGCAGUAGCACGACGUUUGAAACCAAUUCGAUCCUUUGCCGUGUAGGACGGUAAAGCUUGCCGUGGUUCUCGGCAGUAGCACGACUUGGUUUCAAACGUCGCGCUACUGCCGCGCUAAAGUCGAAUUAAAUUCGAUCCAUUGACUUCGGCACGUCAGUAGCACGACGUUUGAAACGGGCCUUAAGCAGUUACGAAAAGAAAGGUAGUAAGCCUGAAUUUUUCAGGCUUUCUUUUCGUAACUGCCUUUGUUGUGUAUUUAACUGCGAUGAUCUUCUCUGCAUUUAAUUGAGCUCAACAUUACUCAGCGACAAAUUGGACGAAACUUUUUGUAUUCAUUUCGUGAUCUCAAAUUUGCAAGAGAAACAGUAAAUGCACGCGACAUAACUAGUUCCUCGUUGUUGUUGAUGUCGAUACUAUGAGCUUUCGCUUAACAGUUUACGCGAGUCUCAGGCCUCUUAAACCAAAGAAUAUAACAUCAAUAACAAAUGUCAGAUUUGUAUACGUAAUAGCAUGAUUUGGCAUAAAUACCACGAGGGAUAUUUCGAAAUUGUUAUACGUAAUUUCACGAGUGAAAUUUGAGACAAUUUUGAAAUAUCACGAGUGGUAUUUACGCCAAAUAUCACGUAUAAAUCUGGCUAUUAUUUGUUUAUACUUCUACCCGUAAAAUGUUUGUAAUUUUCACAUGUAGGUAUUUCAAAUUAAGCUGAAAUACCACUGCUCUAACCAACCAAGUUGCCGCAGAAAUUUCUCAUGUAUUAGUAUAAAUAUUUCAACUCCACGCUUAAGCCUGAAAAAUCUUUUCGUUGUUUGAACUGUAAACUAAUAUGAAAUUUACAAACGGAGAAAAUACAGUUGUUUGCCGGGGGAUGUCUUGGUGUAUAUCAUGCACUGUAAAACCAGCUUUUCUCUUCAUACAAUCGGUGAGUGUUGUAUUCUACUAUUCAUUUCCGGCAUUUAUAUAUCAAAAAAGGUAAGCAAGUACUGAAGUAAUUAAGUAAAUUUUUACUUAUUUCCUAUAACGAAGUGAAGAAAAUUCUUGAUAAUUUCGUACAAUAUUGCACGGAUUUGGUGUCUCUUUAAAAGGACAGGUUCACGGUUCAGCGCAUGCUCGAUAAUCACAAUGCUAUUUUUCGGCCGGGGCAUGCUGUAUCGUCUAUGAAAGCAAAAUGAUCAUGUCAUAAUGUUGUCAAAGAAACAAUCUGCACACUCCCCUAGCAGUCACUUGAUCACCUUAGGUGCAAAUAGCUGUAAAUUAAUCAACCAGGGAAUAAAACCCUCGGGUCAACGAUAAAUUUAACGUUGGCAUAAUCCACUAAUUUUUCUGCGAUUUAGUACUCCUCCAUCCCACUUCAGGUUAGCCCGAAAUACACUUCUACUUUGAAAUACAUUCUGAGAUCGCUGAGAUACAUGUGAGUGGGAUUAUUAAACGACAAAAUUAAUAAUAAAUUGGAAAAAAGUAAUUUAAUUAAUGAGCAUUCAACCUGUCCCUUUAAAAGUAUUCGGAAACCGGAAAAAGGAUGCGUAUUCCAAGAAUGCAUGCGAUCAGUUCCGGUUACAACCCCACAAGCUUUAAUAGCUUUAAAAACUAUCGUGUUUAAAUAAAGAUUAUGUAUGUAUGUGUGUAUGUAUGUAUGUAUGUAUGUAUGCAUGUAUUUUAGUGCUUUGAAUCACCUGAGUGCCGUCCUCUGAUGUAAUGUAAAAAGCGGUUUAUUUGAUUAUCGGUAUUAUGUGAUAGCAUGUCAGCCUGUUACAGAAGGAUAAAAGAGAAUAGGAAAUGGCUGAUGCAGGCAAGGAGAGAGGGCGACAGACCGCCUGAAAUACGCAGUGGCGGAUCCAGGGGAGAGGCCAGGGGACCUGUGCCCCCCCCUUAUUUUUAGACCAAUCUGAGGCUAGAAGCCUGGAUUGUGUCCGUCCUCUAUAAGUUUGUCUAACAUUUCGCGCGUUUUUCUCCGAGAAAAGCUUGUCUAAAGAAAGGAGGUGAAGGGUAAAUAUAUCCAUUUACUACCAAAUGGUUAAAAUCAAAAAUAUUGAAUUGUUACUAUGGGAUAGUUGGGGGUGUCGACCUUCGAGAUUCAGGCUAUUAAUUCUAUUUUUGUAUUUGUUUCCUUUUUCCAGGUUAUGCCCUGAAAUGCAACACAUGUCUCUCUCUUAAGAGCUGGGAUGACUGCAAAAACAACACAAUACAGUUAACCUGUUUAGACAGUCAGGACCGUUGUGGCAAAGCUGAUAUCAAAGCUGAGAACUCAGUCGCAGCAGUUGAAGUCUUUACCAAAGCAUGCGCCGCUUCAUCUGAAUGCAGCGCGAGGGACUGCAAAUCGAUCUAUCCUUCAGUGAAAAUCACCAAAUGCGAAAUCGACUACUGUGAAGGAGACCUGUGCAAUGGAGUCAAAGUACCAAUGGUCAGCGCCAUCAUGCUGUUGGCAUGCGCUAUCGCAGCUUUUGCUCCAUAA
This is a messenger RNA of Porites lobata, 5564 nucleotides long. Lineage: Eukaryota; Metazoa; Cnidaria; Anthozoa; Scleractinia; Poritidae. The record is from the annotation of a GenBank genome assembly.